Messenger RNA from Chaetura pelagica (chimney swift), 9432 nucleotides. It is a transcript of the gene TRIO, whose product is annotated as trio Rho guanine nucleotide exchange factor. Gene Ontology annotation, biological process: protein phosphorylation. The coding region runs from base 25 to 9105 and encodes 3026 amino acids. Gene Ontology annotation, cellular component: cytoplasm. The transcript is spliced from 56 exons. Lineage: Eukaryota; Metazoa; Chordata; Aves; Apodiformes; Apodidae. Gene Ontology annotation, molecular function: ATP binding; guanyl-nucleotide exchange factor activity; protein kinase activity. The record is from RefSeq and is a predicted model, not a curated record.
UCAGGGUUUCGCAAAAAUGAUGAAAUGAAGGCUAUGGAAGUAUUACCAAUUUUGAAAGAAAAAGUUGCAUACCUUUCAGGUGGCAGAGAUAAGCGUGGAGGUCCCAUUCUAACUUUUCCAGCUCGUAGUAAUCACGAUAGAAUACGGCAAGAAGACCUUAGAAGACUAAUUUCAUACCUAGCUUGUAUUCCCAGUGAAGAAGUAUGUAAACGAGGAUUCACUGUCAUUGUAGAUAUGCGUGGGUCAAAAUGGGACUCCAUAAAGCCUCUGCUGAAGAUUUUACAAGAAUCCUUUCCAUGUUGUAUUCAUGUUGCACUGAUAAUCAAGCCAGACAAUUUCUGGCAGAAACAGAGGACUAACUUUGGCAGCUCUAAGUUUGAGUUUGAGACAAAUAUGGUGUCUCUGGAAGGCCUUACCAAAGUAGUUGAUCCUUCGCAGCUAACCCCAGAAUUUGAUGGCUGUUUGGAAUACAACCAUGAAGAGUGGAUAGAAAUCAGAGUUGCCUUUGAGGACUACAUUAGCAAUGCAACCCAUAUGCUGUCCAGACUGGAGGAACUACAAGAUAUGUUGUCAAAAAAGGAAAUGCCUCAGGACCUGGAAGGUGCUCGCAAUAUGAUAGAGGAGCAUUCGCAAUUAAAAAAGAAAGUCAUUAAGGCCCCUAUUGAGGACCUUGAUGUGGAAGGACAAAAGCUGCUCCAACGGAUACAGAGCAGUGACAGCUUCCCCAAAAAGAACUCUGGGUCAGGGAAUGCAGACUUACAGAACCUAUUACCCAAAGUGUCCACCAUGCUGGACAGGCUGCACUCAACACGGCAGCAUCUGCAUCAGAUGUGGCAUGUGCGGAAAUUGAAAUUGGACCAAUGUUUUCAGCUCAGGCUGUUUGAGCAGGAUGCUGAAAAGAUGUUUGACUGGAUCACACACAACAAAGGUCUGUUUCUGAACAGCUACACAGAGAUUGGAACUAGUCACCCCCACGCGAUGGAGCUUCAGACGCAGCACAGUCACUUUGCAAUGAACUGUAUGAAUGUGUAUGUAAACAUAAACCGCAUCAUGUCAGUAGCAAAUCGCCUGGUCGAGUCUGGCCAUUAUGCUUCACAGCAAAUAAAACAGAUUGCUAGUCAACUGGAGCAAGAAUGGAAGGCAUUUGCUGCAGCCUUGGAUGAACGUAGCACAUUACUGGAUAUGUCCUCCAUCUUCCAUCAGAAAGCUGAACAGUACAUGAGCAAUGUGGACUCAUGGUGUAAAGCCUGUGGUGAGGUGGAGCUUCCCUCAGAACUGCAAGAUUUAGAAGAUGCUAUCCAUCAUCAUCAAGGGAUAUAUGAGCAUAUUACCUUGGCUUACUCUGAGGUGAGCCAAGAUGGAAAGUCACUGCUUGACAAACUUCAGAGACCUUUGACUCCUGGGAGUUCUGAUUCCCUCACUGCUUCUGCCAACUACUCAAAAGCAGUUCAUCACGUUCUGGAUGUCAUCCAUGAAGUACUGCACCACCAGCGCCAGCUGGAAAAUAUUUGGCAGCAUCGAAAGGUCCGCUUGCACCAACGGCUUCAGCUCUGCGUUUUUCAACAGGAUGUUCAACAGGUGUUGGAUUGGAUUGAAAACCAUGGAGAAGCUUUCCUUAGCAAACAUACGGGAGUGGGAAAAUCUCUACAUCGGGCUAGAGCUUUGCAGAAGCGUCAUGAAGACUUUGAAGAGGUUGCACAGAACACGUACACUAAUGCAGAUAAGCUCCUAGAAGCAGCUGAACAGCUCGCUCAGACUGGGGAGUGUGACCCCGAGGAAAUUUAUCAAGCUGCCCAUCAGCUCGAAGACCGGAUACAGGAUUUUGUUAGGCGUGUGGAGCAACGCAAGAUCCUGCUGGACAUGUCUGUGUCCUUCCACACCCAUGUUAAAGAGCUAUGGACAUGGCUUGAAGAGCUACAGAAAGAACUGCUUGAUGAUGUCUAUGCUGAGUCUGUGGAGGCUGUCCAAGACCUGAUUAAACGUUUUGGUCAACAACAACAGACCACUCUUCAGGUUACAGUCAAUGUCAUAAAAGAAGGUGAAGAUCUUAUACAGCAACUAAGGGAUUCUGCCAUUUCUAGUAAUAAAACCCCCCAUAACAGCUCAAUCAACCACAUAGAGACAGUCCUGCAGCAGCUGGAUGAAGCACAGUCUCAGAUGGAGGAGCUUUUUCAAGAACGCAAGAUCAAGCUUGAGCUGUUUCUGCAGCUCCGCAUAUUUGAAAGAGAUGCAAUAGAUAUAAUUUCAGAUCUCGAGUCUUGGAAUGAUGAGCUCUCUCAGCAGAUGAAUGACUUUGACACUGAAGAUCUUACAAUAGCAGAACAGAGGCUUCAGCAUCAUGCAGACAAAGCCCUGACCAUGAAUAACUUGACUUUUGAUGUCAUCCACCAAGGGCAGGAUCUGCUGCAGUAUGUCAAUGAAGUGCAGGCAUCUGGCGUGGAGCUGCUUUGUGACAGAGAUGUGGAUAUGGCAACCCGUGUGCAGGACCUGCUGGAGUUCCUCCAUGAGAAGCAGCAGGAACUGGACCUGGCAGCUGAGCAGCACCGCAAGCACCUCGAGCAGUGUGUUCAGCUGCGGCACCUCCAGGCUGAGGUCAAGCAGGUUUUGGGCUGGAUCCGAAACGGAGAGUCAAUGUUAAAUGCUGGGCUUAUCACUGCUAGUUCUUUGCAGGAGGCCGAACAGUUACAGAGGGAACAUGAACAGUUUCAACAUGCAAUAGAGAAAACACAUCAAAGUGUUCAGCAGAAGGCAGAGGCAAUGCUGCAGGCUAAUCACUAUGACAUGGAUAUGAUCCGGGAGUGUGCAGAGAAGGUUGCUUCCCAUUGGCAACAAUUGAUGUUGAAGAUGGAGGACCGUCUCAAGCUUGUGAAUGCCUCUGUUGCCUUCUAUAAAACUUCUGAACAGGUGUGCAGCGUGCUGGAAAGCCUGGAACAAGAAUAUAAGCGAGAAGAAGACUGGUGUGGGGGAGCAGACAAACUAGGUCCCAACUCCGAAACAGAUCAUGUUACUCCCAUGAUAAGCAAACAUCUGGAACAGAAGGAGGCAUUCCUAAAGGCUUGCACACUGGCACGGAGGAAUGCUGAUGUUUUCCUGAAAUACCUGCACAGGAACAGUGUAAACAUGCCAGGGAUGGUGACACACAUCAAAGCACCAGAACAGCAAGUCAAAAAUAUCUUGAAUGAACUCUUCCAGAGGGAGAACCGUGUGCUGCAUUAUUGGACCAUGCGUAAAAGACGUCUUGAUCAAUGCCAACAGUACGUGGUGUUUGAAAGAAGUGCCAAACAGGCUUUGGAAUGGAUUCAUGACAAUGGAGAGUUUUAUUUAUCUACACAUACUUCCACUGGCUCCAGUAUCCAGCACACUCAAGAGCUGCUAAAAGAACAUGAAGAGUUUCAGAUAACAGCAAAGCAAACCAAAGAGAGGGUGAAGUUGUUGAUACAGCUGGCUGAUGGCUUUUGUGAAAAAGGGCAUGCUCAUGCAACAGAGAUUAAAAAAUGUGUCACAGCAGUGGAUAAGAGGUACAGAGACUUUUCCCUGCGCAUGGAGAAAUACAGGACCUCUUUAGAGAAAGCUCUGGGUAUUUCCUCUGAUUCCAAUAAAUCGAGCAAAAGCUUGCAGCUUGAUAUAAUCCCAGCCAGUGUCCCUGGGUCAGAGGUGAAACUGCGAGAUGCUGCUCAUGAGCUUAAUGAAGAAAAACGAAAGUCUGCCCGCAGGAAAGAGUUCAUUAUGGCUGAGCUAAUUCAGACAGAAAAGGCUUACGUAAGAGACCUCCGGGAAUGCAUGGAUACAUAUCUGUGGGAAAUGACAAGUGGAGUCGAGGAGAUCCCACCUGGUAUUGUAAACAAAGAACACAUUAUCUUUGGAAACAUGCAGGAAAUCUAUGAGUUCCACAAUAACAUAUUCCUCAAGGAGCUAGAAAAAUAUGAACAGUUACCAGAAGAUGUUGGACACUGCUUUGUUACUUGGGCAGACAAAUUCCAAAUGUACGUUACAUACUGUAAAAACAAGCCAGAUUCUACCCAGCUGAUACUAGAACAUGCAGGAGCAUACUUUGAUGAGAUACAACAACGACACGGAUUGGCCAACUCUAUCUCCUCUUACCUUAUCAAACCUGUCCAAAGGAUAACAAAAUACCAGCUUCUUUUAAAGGAGCUGCUAACGUGCUGUGAAGAAGGUAAAGGUGAGAUUAAGGAUGGCCUGGAGGUGAUGCUUAGUGUGCCAAAGCGAGCCAAUGAUGCCAUGCACCUCAGCAUGCUGGAAGGCUUUGAUGAAAAUAUAGAAUCUCAGGGAGAGCUCAUCCUUCAAGAAUCCUUCCAAGUGUGGGACCCCAAAACUCUAAUUCGAAAAGGAAGAGAAAGGCACCUUUUCCUUUUUGAGAUGUCCUUGGUUUUCAGUAAAGAAGUGAAGGACUCCAGUGGAAGGAGCAAGUACAUUUACAAGAGUAAACUGUUUACUUCUGAACUGGGUGUUACAGAACACGUAGAAGGAGAUCCCUGCAAGUUUGCUCUAUGGGUUGGAAGGACACCAACGUCAGACAACAAAAUUGUUCUGAAGGCAUCCAGUAUAGAGAAUAAACAGGACUGGAUCAAACACAUCCGGGAAGUGAUACAAGAAAGGACCAUUCAUCUGAAAGGAGCAUUGAAAGAGCCGAUCCACAUCCCCAAAACUGCACCAACAACAAAACAGAAAGGAAGAAGAGACGGCGAGGACCUGGACAGUCAGGGAGAUGGUAGCAGCCAACCUGAUACUAUUUCAAUUGCCUCACGAACCUCCCAGAACACACUAGACAGCGAUAAGUUGUCUGGUGGGUGUGAGCUGACGGUGGUAAUCCACGACUUCACUGCCUGCAACAGUAAUGAGCUGACAAUCCGCCGUGGGCAGACAGUGGAGGUCCUGGAGAGGCCCCAUGACAAGCCCGACUGGUGUCUGGUUCGAACCACAGAUCGGUCCCCUGCUGCAGAAGGCCUGGUCCCCUGUGGGUCCCUCUGCAUCGCUCACUCUCGCAGUAGUAUGGAGAUGGAAGGGAUUUUCAACCACAAAGACUCCCUUUCAGUCUCCAGCAAUGAUGCCAGUCCUCCUGCUUCAGUAACAUCACUUCAGCCCCACAUGAUUGGUGCACAGAGCUCUCCGGGCCCCAAGCGCCCUGGCAAUACUUUGAGAAAAUGGCUUACCAGUCCUGUGAGGCGUCUUAGCAGUGGAAAAGCAGAUGGGCAUGUCAAAAAGCUGGCCCACAAGCAUAAGAAGAGUAGAGAGGUUCGCAAAAGUGCUGAUGCAGGCUCUCAGAAGGACUCUGAUGAUAGUGCAGCAACACCACAAGAUGAAACUGUUGAAGAGAGAGGUCGAAAUGAGGGGCUGAGCAGUGGCACUCUCUCCAAGUCAUCCUCUUCAGGCAUGCAGAGCUGCGGAGAGGAGGAGGGUGAAGAGGGAGCAGAUGCUGUACCACUUCCUCCUCCAAUGGCAAUUCAGCAACACAGUCUUCUCCAGCCUGACUCACAGGAUGACAAGACAUCUUCUCGAUUACUGGUGCGGCCAACCAGCUCUGAGACACCCAGUGCUGCAGAACUAGUCAGUGCAAUUGAAGAGCUCGUCAAAAGUAAAAUGGCCCUGGAGGACCGUCCAAGUUCCUUGUUGGUAGAUCAAGGUGACAGCAGCAGUCCAUCCUUCAACCCUUCAGAUAACUCCCUUCUCUCCUCCUCAUCACCCAUAGAUGAGAUGGAAGAAAGGAAAUCCAGCUCCUUAAAAAGACGACACUAUGUCUUACAGGAAUUAGUGGAGACAGAGAGAGAUUACGUACGAGAUCUGGGCUACGUAGUUGAGGGAUACAUGGCACUUAUGAAGGAAGAUGGUGUACCUGAUGACAUGAAAGGGAAAGACAAGAUUGUAUUUGGAAAUAUUCACCAGAUUUAUGACUGGCACAGAGACUUCUUUUUAGGAGAGUUGGAGAAGUGCCUUGAAGAUCCAGAAAAACUGGGAUCCCUGUUUGUUAAGCAUGAGAGAAGGUUGCACAUGUACAUAGUUUACUGCCAAAACAAACCAAAGUCUGAGCACAUUGUCUCAGAAUAUAUUGAUACGUUUUUUGAGGAUCUAAAGCAGCGCCUGGGCCACAGACUGCAGCUCACGGACUUGCUAAUAAAACCUGUGCAGAGAAUUAUGAAAUACCAGCUGUUACUAAAGGACUUCCUCAAAUAUUCUAAAAAAGCUAACCUUGACACAACAGAACUAGAGAAAGCUGUAGAGGUCAUGUGUAUAGUACCAAAACGGUGUAAUGACAUGAUGAAUGUUGGCCGCCUGCAAGGAUUUGAUGGUAAAAUUGUAGCCCAGGGUAAGCUCCUGCUCCAGGACACAUUCUUGGUUACAGACCAGGACACGGGACUUCUGCCACGCUGCAAGGAGAGACGGGUCUUCCUCUUUGAGCAGAUUGUUAUUUUCAGUGAGCUGCUAGAUAAAAAGAAAGGUUUCUCCAUGCCUGGAUUCUUGUUUAAAAACAGUAUCAAGGUGAGUUGCCUUUCCCUAGAGGAAAAUGUGGACAGUGAUCCAUGUAAAUUUGCACUAACAUCAAGGACUGGUGAUGUCACGGAGACCUUUAUUUUGCAUUCUGCCAGUCCAGGAGUCCGCCAGUUGUGGAUCCACGAAAUUAACCAAAUUUUGGAAAACCAGCGCAACUUUUUAAAUGCCUUGACGUCCCCAAUCGAGUACCAGAGGAACCACAGCAGCGGUGGAGGUGGCAGCGGGAGCAGCAGCGGUAACAGCAGCGGCCCCAGCAGCUGUAGUGGCAUCCCCAGCUCCAGCCGUAGCCGGCCAUCCCGGAUCCCCCAGCCUGUCAGACACCAUUCCCCAGUCCUGGUCUCCUCUGCAGCUGCGGCCCAAGCAGAGGCAGACAAGAUGUCAGGUAUGUCCAUUCACAAUCUCUCCCUGCCACACUACAACACCUCCUUAGAAAGUGGCCUGAGCCAGCCAGACAGGCACCCUCCCAGCGCAGAACCCGACGGUCCUCAGAGAGAAGCUGAGCAGAUUCCCAAGAUGAAAGUUAUUGAAAGUCCCAGGAAGACAGCGGGAAGCAUUUCUGGCUCAGCUGACGGAGCCCAGAAAGACUCUCGUGGAAGCUCAGAGGACGGUCGCUCAAGAAACAGCAUAGGAUCACUGACGCUCGGGAAGCCAAGGCCAGGAGCCAUCUCACCAAUGAACUCUCCUCUCUCCACAACUUUCCCUUCUCCUUUUGGCAAAGAAACCUUUCCACCCAGCAGCCCCCUGCAGAAGGGCUCCUUUUGGAGCUCCAUCCCAGCAUCCCCUGCCAGCCGCCCUGGCUCCUUCACUUUCCCUGGGGACAAUGACUCCCUCCAGCGGCAGGGCCACCGCCACUCUUCACACAGCAAGGACACAGACCGCAUGAGCACAUGCUCCUCGACCAGCGAGCAGUCAGUUCACUCCACCCAGAGUAAUGGGAGUGAAAGUAGCAGCAGUAGCAAUAUCUCCACCAUGCUGGUGACACACGAUUACACGGCAGUGAAGGAGGAUGAGAUAAAUGUCUACCAAGGAGAGGUCGUGCAAAUUCUAGCCAGCAACCAACAGAACAUGUUUUUGGUGUUCAGAGCCGCCACUGAUCAGUGCCCUGCAGCCGAGGGCUGGAUUCCCGGCUAUGUCUUGGGGCAUACCAGUGCAGUCAUCAUUGACAACCCUGAUGGAACCAUCAAGAAGUCAACGUCUUGGCACACAGCACUCCGUUUAAGGAAGAAAUCUGAGAAAAAAGAUAAAGACGGCAAAAGGGAAGGCAAGCUAGAAAAUGGUUACCGCAAAUCCCGGGAAGGACUUGCCAACAAGGUUUCUGUCAAGCUUCUCAACCCCAAUUACAUUUAUGAUGUUCCCCCAGAGUUUAUAAUACCAUUGAGUGAGGUAACAUGUGAGACAGGAGAGACCAUCGUGCUUAGGUGUAAAGUCUGUGGUCGGCCCAAGGCUUCAGUUACUUGGAAGGGUCCUGAUCAUAACACACUGAGCAAUGACGGUCAUCACAGCAUUUCGUACAGUGACUUAGGAGAGGCCUCACUGAAAAUCAUUGGCGUCACUGCAGAAGACGAUGGUAUCUAUACAUGUAUAGCUGCAAACGAUAUGGGUUCAGUUUCAUCUUCUGCCAGUCUACGAGUUUUAGGUCCUGGAAAUGAUGGAAUCAUGGUAAUCUGGAAAGACAACUUUGAUUCCCUCUACACUGAAGUGGCUGAGCUUGGCAGGGGCAGAUUUUCUGUCGUAAAGAAGUGUGACCAGAAGGGAACCAAGCGAGCAGUAGCCACUAAGUUUGUGAAUAAGAAGUUGAUGAAGCGAGACCAGGUUACCCAUGAACUUGGAGUCAUGCAGAAUCUCCAGCAUCCCCAGCUCAUUGGCCUUCUCGAUACCUUUGAGACCUCCACCAACUACAUACUAGUGUUAGAAAUGGCUGACCAGGGUCGCCUUCUAGACUAUGUUGUGCGAUGGGGAAACCUCACAGAAGGGAAGAUCAGACUCUACCUGGGAGAGAUUCUGGAAGCUGUACAGUAUCUUCACAACUGCAGAAUAGCACAUUUGGACCUAAAGCCUGAAAAUAUUUUGGUGGACCAGAGUUCCACGAAGCCAACUAUAAAACUGGCUGACUUUGGAGAUGCAGUCCAGCUCAAUACCACGUAUUAUAUCCACCAGUUACUUGGAAACCCAGAGUUUGCAGCUCCUGAAAUUAUUCUUGGAAAUCCUGUUUCCCUCACUUCAGAUGUUUGGAGCAUUGGAGUGCUCACAUAUGUCCUUCUUAGUGGCGUCUCUCCUUUCCUGGAUGAAAGUGUAGAGGAAACUUGCCUGAAUAUUUGCCGCUUAGACUUUAGUUUCCCAGAUGACUACUUCAAAGGAGUUAGCCAGAAGGCCAAAGAUUUUGUAUGCUUCCUACUUCAGGAUGACCCAGCUAAGCGUCCCUCGGCUGCACUGGCCCUCCAGGAGCAAUGGCUGCAGCUGGGGAACAGCAAAAGUGCUGACAGCAUCGACACAUCCAGACUGACUUCAUUCAUUGAGCGGCGAAAACACCAGAAUGAUGUUCGACCCAUCCGUAGCAUUAAAAACUUCCUACAGAGCAGGCUCUUGCCAAGAGUUUGACCUUGCUUGAAGUUCUCUCUCAUUCUCUUUCACCUGCCAAUCAAUCAGACUGGAGAUGGACUCCUCCUGCCAAUCAAUCAAUCAAUCAGACUGGAGAUAAGACUCCUCCUGCCAAUCAGCUGUUGACUUGAAUUUUGGGGAGAGCAAACCCCGAGCCAACCAGCUGCCAAGCGAAUGUUCGUGUGCAAACGCAUUCCAGGGGGACCCGCGCGGGGCGGCGCAGGGGGCUGGCAAUGCAGACUUCACUGGGGUGGAGGACAGUAGCACUGUACUCUGCAAAAAAGCAGUCACGAGUGAUACAGUAACAGUAUUUUAUUCAGGUUUCUG